Acipenser ruthenus (sterlet) is the source of this 994-nucleotide messenger RNA. Its product is annotated as MICOS complex subunit MIC26-like. Bases 16 to 801 code for a protein of 261 amino acids. Gene Ontology annotation, biological process: cristae formation. NCBI's taxonomy places the organism in Eukaryota, Metazoa, Chordata, Actinopteri, Acipenseriformes, Acipenseridae. The record is from RefSeq and is a predicted model, not a curated record. The transcript has 12 exons. Gene Ontology annotation, cellular component: MICOS complex.
GCGGUGUUCAGCUCCAUGUUUUGGACAAAUUAUGUCCACUCUGUGAUCCCGUACAUGUAUGGCGCACGCAGCAAGGCAUUAAGGAUCAUGUACAAGGCUCUGCAAGCACAGACGAAGCCUGCUCGAGGACACACAGUGGCGAGGCUGGCAGCUAUCCCUGCAGGCGUGAGUCUGUUCUCAGUGUGGGUUCAUGCCGCGUGUGAAGAGAAACACGACAAGAGAUCCCUGAAGGUCGAUGAGCUGUCUCUUUACACCACACCGGAGCAGCACUAUAAAUUUGUGGAGUCGGAGCCCACCCAGCUGGAGGAAGGCAUUGCUGAGCUGAGGAAGGCGACGGAGCCCAUCUCUACCUGGUGUCAGCAUGCUGGCCAUACUGCAGUGGAGCAGGCACAGGGAGUCAUAACAACAACCAAACCAAAAGUUGAAAGCUCUCUCCAGUUUGGAAAAGAUAGCUAUGAGUUCCUGAAGGCUCCACCCCCCGGGUUUUACCCUCGCGUCGGAGUCAUUGGCUUUGCUGGAAUCGUCGGACUCUUCCUCGCUAGAGGUUCCAAAGUCAAGAAGCUGGCAUACCCCGUGACUUUAAUGACAGUCGCUGCCUCUCUGUAUUUCCCACAGCAAGCUGCUAACAUCGCUAAGGUAACGGGAGAGGCUGUGUAUGACUGGAGCCUGCAGGGCUAUGUGGCUGUAGAAUCACUGUGGAAAGACAACAGCAGUAAGAAAAGUGCUAAGAAACAAAGCCCAAAGUCUGAAGCCGCCUCUGCAGAUCUUGACAGUAGUAGCAACACCCCUGCCAAGAACUGAACACAUCAGGUUUGAAUGGCCGGAGCAGCUAACCUGAUUCACCUGCUGUGUCUGCACAAUUUAUUAAAGCAUUGGUUUGGCUGCAGCCUGCUCACUCUCAGGAAGACUACACUUGCGCUAGCCUUGAUCAUACAGUCUGUCUUGGGGUUGCGUUGUUUAUGAUGUACAGUAUCAAUAUAGUUGAGAUUCCAAA